AGAAAAGAGGCCGGAAGUCCGGCAAGAGACAUGUGGACAUGAAAAUUGGCGCCUUGCACAUGAGUCUCUCGGGAUUUGAUAAAAAAGCUUCCAACCCCAUCUUCAACUUCAUUGACAUCACAAAACGUAAAUACCAAUCUAUAUAAAUAAUUGUAUUCACUAUACAAUCAAUCUCCACUACCCACACACAAGAAUUUAACACCACCACCACUUUUUAACCGUGGGUGAAAUAUGUCUUAUUACUGUACAGCAACUACUGCUGCUUCUAACAGUGGAUUAUUCGGAUCAACAACAUUCAUGUCCUCCUCAUCUCAUUGUUCUGGAUUAUUCAUCAACUUCAAUUCCCGGCUGCUGUUCACCACCACUUCAAAUUUCACCAAACGGUGUCGUUUCAAUGUCAGGAGUGAAGCAAUUCCUAAGGUUAAGGUUCCGGUCGAAAAAGGAAAUGUGGGAAGUAUUGAUAUGUCAAAAUCUGAUGCCAAUGAUCUGGUUUCAAGAAUUACGUACCAUGCGGAAUUCACACCAUCAUUUUCUCCGGAGGGACUGGAUCUACCCAAAGCAUACUUUGCCACUGCUCAAAGCAUACGUGAUUCACUCAUCCUUAAUUGGAAUGCGACUUAUGAUAUGUACGAAAAGAUGAAUGUAAAACAGGCUUACUAUUUGUCUAUGGAGUUUUUACAGGGAAGAGCACUAUUGAAUGCGAUUGGUAACUUGGAGCUAAGUGGUGCUUAUGCGGAGGCUUUGAGCAAACUUGGCCACAAACUUGAGGAUGUUGUUUCACAGGAACCAGAUGCUGCUCUAGGAAAUGGUGGACUUGGCAGGCUUGCUUCCUGUUUUCUGGAUUCAUUGGCAACAUUAAAUUAUCCAGCAUGGGGUUACGGUCUUAGAUACAAGUAUGGUUUGUUUAAGCAGCUAAUCACAAAAGAAGGCCAAGAGGAGGUUGCAGAAAACUGGCUUGAGAUGGGUAAUCCUUGGGAGAUUGUCAGAAAUGACAUCUCGUAUCCCAUAAAAUUCUACGGGAAAGUUGUUACAGGUUCUGAUGGAAAGAGACGUUGGAUUGGGGGUGAAGAUAUAGUGGCGGUUGCAAACGAUGUGCCGAUACCAGGAUAUAAAACAAAAUCUACUAUUAAUCUUCGUCUAUGGUCCACUAAAGUUCCAUCAGCAGAUUUUGAUCUGUCUGCGUUUAAUUCUGGAGAACACACUAAAGCAUGUGAAAGCCAAGCAAAUGCUGAAAAGAUAUGCUUUAUACUAUAUCCUGGGGAUGAUUCAUUGGAAGGGAAGACCCUCAGGUUGAAACAACAAUAUACAUUAUGCUCGGCUUCUCUCCAAGAUAUUAUUACACGAUUUGAGAAGAGGUCUGGGGAGAAUGUGUCGUGGAAAGAGUUUCCUGAAAAGGUUGCUGUGCAGAUGAAUGAUACCCACCCUACACUAUGCAUUCCGGAACUGAUGAGGAUAUUAAUGGAUUUGAAUGGCAUAAGCUGGAAGGAAGCGUGGGAUAUUACUCAAAGAACUGUGGCUUACACCAACCAUACUGUUUUACCUGAAGCAUUAGAAAAAUGGAGUUUUGAACUCAUGCAAAAACUUCUCCCGCGGCAUGUGGAGAUAAUAGAGAUGAUUGAUGAGGAGUUGAUCAAUGGCAUAGUAGCAGAAUUUGGUAAAUCAGACACGGAGUUGUUGGAGAAAAAGUUAAAUGCUAUGAGAAUUCUCGAAAAUGUUGAGUUGCCAUCAUCUAUAGCUGAUCUGUUCAUCAAACCAAAAGAACUUUCUGACACAGAUACAAGUGAAGUGAUGAUGGUUUCUGAUAAAGGUUCCCUGGCUGAUGAAGAAGAUGAACCUAUUGGAAACAAAGAGAAAGAGGUGGAUCUGAAACCUGCUCCUCUACCACAAAAAAUGGUCCGUAUGGCAAAUCUAUGUGUUGUCGGUGGCCAUGUUGUCAAUGGAGUUGCUGCAAUUCAUAGUGAGAUUGUCAAGCAGGAUGUUUUCAAUGACUUUUAUAAGCUCUGGCCCAAGAAAUUUCAAAACAAAACAAACGGGGUGACCCCAAGAAGAUGGAUAUAUUACUGCAAUCCAGACCUCAGUAAAAUCAUUACCAAGUGGACUGGUGGAGAAGACUGGGUACUGAACACUGAAAAAUUGGCAGAACUUCGUAAGUUUGCAGAUAAUGAUGAUCUUCAGAGUGAGUGGAGAGUAGCAAAAAAGAUCAAUAAACUCAAGGUUGUGUCAUUAAUAAAAGAAAAAACAGGAUAUAUUGUUAGUCCUGACGCAAUGUUUGACAUCCAGGUGAAACGCAUUCAUGAAUACAAAAGACAAUUGUUAAAUAUUUUGGGAAUUGUUUAUCGUUACAAGAAGAUGAAAGAAAUGAGUGCCAAUGAGAGGAAAGAAAAGUUUACCCCACGAGUUUGUAUAUUUGGGGGGAAAGCAUUUGCCACGUAUGCACAAGCCAAAAGAAUUGUGAAACUUAUCACAGAUGUUGGGGUUACAGUAAACAAUGAUCCUGAUAUUGGGGACUUACUGAAGGUUGUGUUUGUUCCUGAUUACAAUGUCAGUGUCGCAGAAUUGCUAAUUCCUGCCAGUGAGCUUUCACAACAUAUCAGCACUGCUGGAAUGGAAGCUAGUGGAACUAGCAACAUGAAAUUUUCAAUGAACGGCUGCAUCUUAAUUGGGACACUAGACGGGGCAAAUGUGGAAAUAAGGGAAGAAGUUGGCGAAGACAACUUUUUUCUUUUUGGUGCUCAAGCACAUGAGAUAACAGGGUUACGGGAGGAAAGAGCUGAGGGCAAGUUUGUUGCCGACCCUCGUUUUGAAGAAGUGAAAGAAUAUGUAAGAAGUGGUGUAUUUGGGACUUAUAAUUAUGAUGAACUCAUGGGAUCUUUAGAAGGUAAUGAAGGAUUUGGCCGAGCAGACUACUUUCUUGUGGGCAAGGACUUCCCAAGUUAUAUAGAAUGCCAAGAGAAGGUCGACGAGGCAUAUAGAGACCAGAAGAGAUGGACAAGGAUGUCAAUUUUGAACUCAGCUGGGUCAUACAAGUUCAGUAGUGAUCGAACAAUUCAUGAGUAUGCUCGAGAUAUAUGGAACAUAGAACCUCUUGAACUACACUGAUGUGGCACAUAAUUAAGGCAAAAAUUGCAGGAGAUCAUACCAUGUUUAUCUGUGGAUGUCAAUAAAAUAUGUUACUUGUAUGCACACUUUUGUCCUUGCCUAUAGUGUUCACUUUUAGAUGAGAUCACGAGAAUGUGUAUAACGAUAUUGAGCUUUCUGAAUAAAAAUAGAUGUUCUGUAUUACCGUAUAUCAGAUACUUGACAAAUGUUCUAAACAGAGAUUUCUUAAUAACAAACAUCUUUGAAAUGUCA
Erigeron canadensis is the source of this 3351-nucleotide messenger RNA. Its product is annotated as alpha-1,4 glucan phosphorylase L-1 isozyme, chloroplastic/amyloplastic. NCBI's taxonomy places the organism in Eukaryota, Viridiplantae, Streptophyta, Magnoliopsida, Asterales, Asteraceae. The record is from RefSeq and is a predicted model, not a curated record. Gene Ontology annotation, cellular component: cytoplasm. Gene Ontology annotation, biological process: glycogen catabolic process. Gene Ontology annotation, molecular function: glycogen phosphorylase activity; pyridoxal phosphate binding. Bases 232 to 3099 code for a protein of 955 amino acids. The transcript is spliced from 15 exons.